Messenger RNA from Motacilla alba alba, 1901 nucleotides. RefSeq names its product procollagen galactosyltransferase 1-like. Gene Ontology annotation, molecular function: procollagen galactosyltransferase activity. Bases 346 to 1770 code for a protein of 474 amino acids. The record is from RefSeq and is a predicted model, not a curated record. Lineage: Eukaryota; Metazoa; Chordata; Aves; Passeriformes; Motacillidae. The transcript is spliced from 9 exons.
GGGGCGUGGCCACAGGGGCGUGGCCACACCGCACUCCCAUAUAUGGGCUCGCAGUGGGCGUGGCCCCACCUCUCCCACUCCAUAUAUGGUUAUGUGGGCGUGGCUAAACGUCAUGCCCAAAUAUAGCCGCCAACGGGGCGUGGCCCCAUAGCCCCGCCUAGUGGGCGUGGCCAAAGCUGUGCCUAUAUUUGUCGAUAACACUGGGCGCGGCUUCACGGCCACCCCCAUAUAUGGUAUUUAUAGGCGUGGUCACAGCGCGGAUCGACCAAUCAGCGCGCGUGUGGGCGCGGCCAGCGUGAGGCGCCUGAGGGAGAAGGGCGUGGCCCGCCGUGAGGGCGGCCCAAGAUGGCGGCGCGGCCGUGGCCGCUGCUGCUGCUGCUGCUGCUGGCGGCGCCGGGCCGGGGCCCGGGCGGCUCCUCCGGGCGGCUCCGCCUGGGGCUCGGGCCCGGCCCGGCCGCCGGCUACUUCCCCGAGGAGCGCUGGAACCCGGAGUCGCCGCUGCGGCCGCCGCGCGUGGUCGUGGCGCUGCUGGCGCGGAACGCGGCCCACGCGCUGCCGCUGGUGCUGGGAGGGCUCGAGAGGCUGCGGCACCCCAAGGACAGGAUGGCGCUCUGGGUGGCUGCUGACCACAGCGUGGACAACACCUCGGCGCUGCUGGCCGAGUGGCUGGGCCGCGUGCGGGGCCGCUACCACCGCGUGCUCUGGAGGCACCAGGAGCAGCCCACGUCGUUCCCCGACGAGGAGGGCCCCAAGCACUGGAGCCCCGCGCGCUACGAGCACGUGAUGAGGCUGCGCCAGGAGGCCCUGGAGGCCGCCCGGGCCAUGUGGGCCGAUUACCUGCUGUUCCUGGACGCCGACAAUGUCCUGGUGAACCCCGACACGCUGGCCGUGCUGGUGGCCGAGAACAGGACCGUGGUGGCCCCGAUGCUCGACUCGCGCGCGGCCUACUCCAACUUCUGGUGCGGCAUCACCCCCCAGGGCUAUUACCGCCGCACGCCCGCCUACCUGCCGAUCCGGCGCCGGGAGCGCCGGGGCUGCUUCGCGGUGCCGAUGGUGCACUCCACCUUCCUGCUGGACCUGCGCCGCGAGCGCUCGCGCGGCCUGGCCUUCCACCCGCCCCCGCCCGGCUACAGCGGCGCCUUCGACGACAUCAUCGUCUUCGCCGCCGCCUGCCGGCACGCCGGGGUGCAGAUGUUCGUGUCCAACCGGGAGCAGUUCGGGUUCCUGCCGGUGCCGCUGCGCUCCCAGAGCUCCCUGCGGGACGAGGCCGAGAACUUCCUGCACGUCCAGCUGGAGAUCAUGGUGAAGCUCCCUCCGGCCGAGCCCUCGCCCCACGUGUGGGUCCCUCCCAAGGUCCUGGACAAGCUGGGAUUCGAUGAGGUGUUCCUGAUCAACCUGCGGCGCCGCUCGGAGCGCCGGGCGCGGAUGCUGCGCACGCUGCACGAGCUCGGCGUCUCCCCCCGCCUGGUGGAGGCCGUGGACGGCCGGGCCCUGAACAGCAGCCAGGUGGAGGCGCUGGGGGUGCGGAUGCUGCCGGGAUACCGGGACCCCUUCCACGGGAGACCCCUGACCCGCGGCGAGGUCGGCUGCUUCCUCAGCCACUUCCGCGUCUGGCAGGAGGUGAGCGGACGGAAAAUUGGGAAUUUGGGAAUUUGGGGUGGGAAUUCUGGGAUCUGGGGGGUCCGGAAGGAUCCAGAGAGUCCAGGGGAUUCCCAAGGGUGGGAGGGAGCUGCUGCUUCCUCAGCCACUUCCGCGUCUGGCAGGAGGUGAGGAGCUGGAAAUUGGGAAUUCGGAAUUCCCGGGGUCCAUCCCAGUUUCUUUGGAAUCCCCAGAAUUCCCGGGGUCCAUCCCAGUUCCCGGCAUUCCCGGGUUCCAUCCCCAAUCCCCGGAAUUCCCGGGGU